Messenger RNA from Encephalitozoon hellem ATCC 50504, 858 nucleotides. RefSeq lists its product as uncharacterized. Gene Ontology annotation, biological process: peptidyl-hypusine biosynthetic process. The transcript has a single exon. Bases 1 to 858 code for a protein of 285 amino acids. The record is from RefSeq and is a predicted model, not a curated record. Lineage: Eukaryota; Fungi; Microsporidia; Unikaryonidae. Gene Ontology annotation, molecular function: deoxyhypusine monooxygenase activity.
AUGGACAUCGAGACAGCCGAGAGCAUCAUAAAGAACGACGAAGUUCCUAUAGCUAGGAGAAUGAGAUCCCUGUUCUAUCUACGUAACAUACUGCUUCCCAAAUCUGUGAACGCCAUUGCAGGAGCAUUUGCAUCCAAGUCUAUUCUUCUGAAGCACGAGGCUGCAUAUGUUCUUGGGCAAAUGUGCAUGGAGGAGUCGGUCCCUGUGCUUCUGAAUAUUUUAUCUGACGAGAAUGAAAACGAGAUUGUCAGGCAUGAGGCUGGAGAAGCCCUAGGAAACUUCAAGCCCACCAAAGAAAUAGUUGAGGGAUUGGAGAAGUAUGUCAACCAUCCUCUGAAGCCCAUUUCUGAAACCUGUUAUUUGGCGUUGAUGAAGCUGAAAAACGGAGUAAAUAUGGUAUCCAAGUUUGGAUCCAGAGACCCAGCAUCUCCAAUGGAGGGAAGCUUUGAAGAGGCAAGAGAAAUUUUAUUGAAUAAGAAUGAGUGUCUAUAUAGAAGGUACCAGGCAAUGUUUUAUCUGAGGGACCUUGGAACGUCUGAAGCGAUACAUGCCCUUGGAAAAGCCAUGGAAGACGAAUCAUCACUGUUCAAGCAUGAGAUCUCAUUUGUGUUUGGGCAAAUGAGAUCCACAGAAUCUAUUCCAUAUCUUAUUAAGGGAAUGGAGGAUGUAAGAGAACAUGGAAUGGUCAGGCAUGAGUGUGCAGAGGCACUGGGCGCAAUUGGCAACGACAAGUCUCUUGAGGCGUUAGUUAAAUAUCUUUAUGAUCCUUGUGAUAUUCUAAGGGAGAGUGUAGAAGUAGCUGUGGAUAUUCACAACUAUAUGAAUAGCUGCGAAAUAGAGUACUGCACAGUGCAAUGA